CGAGCCGCGACCAGCUGCAGAAGGAGAAAAGCCUUUUUGCUUUCGGGACGAUUUGGUCGAGUCGUGCCCAUGGUCGGCUUAGAGGGAGAAGGGACAACCAGAAAAUCAUCGUUUGAGCGUCAGAGGAGAAAAGAAAACACAGAAGUUAAUUCUAAAAGGCCUCCAGUCCUUGCCUCUGGUGGGUGUUUCGUCUUUGGUGCUUUAUGGAGCCAGUUGCUUCUUCGCAUUUCUCCCUGCCAGGCUCCCUUCUCUUCUUCCACCUCCUCAGCUCGUUUGCACCGGUCUCAGUCCCGUUUACUGUCCUGGGACCCACUGAUCCAGUCCUGGCCAUGGUGGGAGAAAACACCCGUUUACCCUGCCACCUGUCACCGGAGAAAAACGCUGAGGAAAUGGAAGUGCGCUGGUUCCGGAAGCAGUUUUCGCCGGCAGUGUUCGUGUACAAGGGCGGGCGGGAGAAGACGGAGAUGCAGAUGAAGGAGUACCGGGGAAGAACAACCUUUGUAAGCGAAGAUAUCACCAGGGGGAACGUGGCGCUGAUCAUACACAAUGUCACAGCCCAUGACAAUGGCGAUUACCGAUGUUAUUUCCAAGAAGGCAGAUCCUAUGACGAGGCCAUCACGAGCCUGAAGGUGGCAGGCCUGGGCUCUAAGCCCAUCAUUGAAAUGAAGGGCCAUGAAGAUGGAAGCAUCCGGCUGGAGUGCACAUCUACAGGAUGGUACCCACAACCCCAUGCGGUGUGGAGGGACCCUUAUGGGGAGAUCAUGCCCUCCCUGGACGAGGCUUACCCUGCGAAUGCAGAUGGCCUCUUCCUGGUCACCAUGGCUGUGAUCAUCAGGGACCACUCUGUGAGGAACGUGUCCUGCUCCAUCAACAACACCCUGCUCAACCAGGAGAAGGAAACUGUGAUUUUCAUUCCAGAUUCCUUUACUCCCAGCACAUCUCCCUGGAUGGUGGCCCUGGCUGUCGUCCUGCCUUCUCUGCUUCUCUUUGUCUCUGCGACCAUCUGUCUCAUCAAGAAACUCCACAGGGAAAAAGAGAUUCCGUCGGUACAAAAGGAGAUUGAAAAUGAAGAGAAAGAAAUUGCACAGCAACUUCAAGAAGAAUUGCGAUGGAGAAGAAGUCUCCUACAUGCGGCGGAUGUGGUCCUGGACCCAGACACCGCCCAUCCCGAGCUCUUCCUGUCAGAGGACCGGAGAAGGGUGAGGCGGGGCCCCUCCAGGCAGAGCGUGCCUGACAACCCGGAGAGGUUUGACUGUCAGCCUUGCGUCCUGGGCCUAGAGAGCUUCUCCUCAGGGAGACAUUACUGGGAGGUGGAGGUUGAAAACGUGAUGGUGUGGGCUGUGGGGGUUUGUAGAAACAGUGUUGAGAGGAAAGGAGAGAUCCUACUGCUUCCUCAGAAUGGCUUCUGGACCCUGGAGAUGUUUGGGAACCAGUACCGUGCCCUGUCCUCCCCUGAGAAGAUUGUCCCCUUGAAAGAGCGCCUUCACCGAGUUGGCAUCUUCCUGGACUAUGAAGCUGGAGAUGUGUCCUUCUAUAACAUGAGGGACAGGUCGCACAUCUAUACCUGUCCCCGUUCGCCCUUCUCUGAGCCCCUGAGGCCCUUCUUGAGGCUGGGGUCUGAUGACAGCCCCUCUUUAUCUGUCCAGCAUUUACAGGCGCCCAGGGGGUCAUGGUGCCUGAGGGUGGCCUGGUCCUUCAUAGGGCAGAGACCCACCACAGCCUCUGGGACCAAUUUCCUGGUCUCAGAGCCAAGUAGAGAAGCCCAGGCCACCUCUACUAUCACAGCGCAGCGCCCCCUGGAGGAGAACCACCCUCCUUCCUUCUGGUCAUGGAAGAGAAUCUCCUCCAGAGGUCCCCUGGACACCUACAAGCUCCAGCCCCAUGUCUCCCUCAUGAGGCUGGUGCUCUAAUAAGUCACUUGCAUGUAACCACGGGGCAGGGUCCAGUCUCAGGAACACUAGUACUGCCACAUGUCUGCCAAUCAAGAAGCAUGUGACAGGCAGAAAACUGGCUGCCGUAGCAUCAGAGGGACACAGCCUGCUAUGGAGUUGGCAUCAGAUAUUGUGGAUUUGGGGCGAGAGCAACACGACAACCAGGAUGUAAGAGGGGAGGGGGAAACCACGCAGGGAGGUCAGAGAUGGAGGUGGUAAGACCAGAGAGGUGGAUCAAGGCGAUGGAUGUGCUUGUGCCCCAUCAUGACAGCACAGGGGUCCCAGGAGCUAUUGGUCCACUUCCAACCCAUCCCCAAGAUUUCCAGAGCACACAGUAAAGUUCCUCAGGCCUAGAUCUGGGAUGGGGAAGGAUGAAGGAUGAAGAUGCAUCUGAGUCUGGCCUGGCUCGUGUAUCUCCACCAUAAACAAGGCAUCUAUACGUAGUUACAGAGUGGGCCAAGGUUUAAGGUCCCAGCUGAACAGGUAAGCAUUGGACCAAGUGGAUUUCAAGGUCAGGUUCAGUGGAGAGAACAAUGCUUUCCAGCUUUUGGGCCUCAGGAUGCCUUUAGAUACUUAAAAAUUAUUGAGGACCCUGGAGAGCUUUUGUUCAUUUGGGUUAUAUCUAUCAAUAUUUGAAAUGAAGAAAUUUUUUAAUGUAUUUAUUAAUUUAUAUUACAAUAGCAACACACCAAUUUUAGGUUAAUAUAGAAAAACAUGUUUCACGAAAAAAACUUGUUUCCAAUGCAAAAUAAAUUUGAGAAGUGUGGUAUUCUUUAAUGUUUUUUUCAAAUCUAAUAAUGUCUGGCUUCUAGAAGGUGGCUAGAUCCUCACAUUUACCUCUGUAUUCAAUGUUGGGAUAUCACAGGUCAUGCAGACUCUAGAAAAAGCCACUGUACACUAGUGAAAGAAGGAGAGCAAAAAUGACAAAUAAUGUCUCAGUAAUAUUAUUAUGGAAUAAUAUUAACCUUGCAGGCUCCUUGAAAGUAUACCAGGAACUCCCCAGAAAUCUUCAAAACAUCUUUUCAGAACCAGGAUAGAGGAUCUGGAAUUGAGUUAGGCAUCUAAGAUGAUGGCUUAAAUGGUAAUAUGUUGGAUUUUACAUAAUUCAGCCAUCUAUUUGUAAAACUAAAAAAUCAAAAAGAUAUUUUAAAAGCUCAAAAUUGUAUUACUGUAAUGGACAUGUUCUGGAAAGACCAGGAACACUGAAAUGGGUGAUUUAUUGAGAUAGAAGACUGGGUUAUUAAUGUGUAUUGCAUGUUUUUUUUAUUUUUGGUACUGUUGAUAUAAUACUAUUUGAACAGUUUUUUGGUUUUUUGUUUUUUUUCUAACAGCAUAUGGGGGUUCCCAGGCUAGGGGUGAAUCAGAGCUG
Messenger RNA from Sus scrofa (pig), 3300 nucleotides. Its product is annotated as butyrophilin subfamily 2 member A2. The record is from RefSeq and is a predicted model, not a curated record. Gene Ontology annotation, molecular function: signaling receptor binding. Gene Ontology annotation, cellular component: external side of plasma membrane. Gene Ontology annotation, biological process: T cell receptor signaling pathway; regulation of cytokine production. Lineage: Eukaryota; Metazoa; Chordata; Mammalia; Artiodactyla; Suidae.